AUGUCUCAUAGCUUUGGAUAUAUCAUGAUCCCUUUCAUGACUCUUUGUUGGGUACUUGCAUGGCAGACUUGCUUGGUAGAGUACAAGCGGAAGAUGGCCGGCGUUCAGUAUCCUCAAAUGUACGCCGAAAAAGCAGAGGCAGAUAACUCCAAGACUGCUUAUGUUUUCAACUGUGCCAAUCGGGCUCAUCAAAAUACACUGGAAGUGCUUCCAGUCAUCCUCAUGAGCACGAUCAUCAUGGGCAUUGACCAUCCGGUCGUUGCUGCUAUGUUGUGCGAGAUCUUUGCCCUGUCGAGGGUAUUUUAUACGCUUGGGUACAUGAAGGAGCCGUUGAAGAGGGUGCGUGGUGCACGAGUGAGCAGUUUAGCCACAUUGGGUCUUUUGCUUGGUGCAACAAAAACGUCCUUGAACUUCGUACUCAAUAUCGUUGUAUGAACAUAGAAGCAGGACCAGAUUCUUGGAAGACACUUGCUGUCCCUGUUGUUAUAUCAGCGGUUUACAUAGAGCGCUUAUUGCUGUUGUCACUUACCCUAAU
Molecule: messenger RNA, 535 nt
Organism: Coniophora puteana RWD-64-598 SS2
Lineage: Eukaryota; Fungi; Basidiomycota; Agaricomycetes; Boletales; Coniophoraceae
Product: membrane-associated proteins in eicosanoid and glutathione metabolism
Exons: 6
Coding region: 1-435 (144 amino acids)
Cellular component (GO): nuclear envelope; endoplasmic reticulum; membrane
Molecular function (GO): glutathione transferase activity; glutathione peroxidase activity
Source: RefSeq, a predicted model, not a curated record